Heterocephalus glaber (naked mole-rat) is the source of this 594-nucleotide messenger RNA. Its product is annotated as homeobox protein EgHBX4-like. NCBI's taxonomy places the organism in Eukaryota, Metazoa, Chordata, Mammalia, Rodentia, Bathyergidae. Gene Ontology annotation, biological process: regulation of transcription by RNA polymerase II. The record is from RefSeq and is a predicted model, not a curated record. Gene Ontology annotation, cellular component: nucleus. Gene Ontology annotation, molecular function: RNA polymerase II transcription regulatory region sequence-specific DNA binding; DNA-binding transcription factor activity, RNA polymerase II-specific.
UUGAGCCUGGGGCUGGGGCUGCAUCAUUGGUUCCUCUUCUUCAGAGGCUCCCAGCUGCUUGGGGUGAGCAGCUGAUGGAUUCCCUGGCCUCCAGUGUGCAGCUGACUAUUGAGGAAGAUCCAGCUUCUGAUCCAUCCUGGUCUCUGGGAGUGACUCUGUUGGCUUCUAGUCUUUGUGGGAUCCAGGUGACAACUCUUCCAGGCCCCACAGUAUGGAUCUAAGCAGAUAUUCAAAUGGUUCACUAGAAAGAAAAAGCCGACGACAGAGGAUGAUUUUAAAUGAGCGUCAAAAGGAUAUCCUUAAUGAAUGGUUUGAAAAGAACCCCUAUCCUGGUAUAGAUACCAGAGACUAUCUGGCCAAAGUAAUUGGCGUCUCAGAGUUUCAAAUUCUGACUUGGUUUCAGAACCAGAGAACAAGGCGCAAACAACGAGAGUAUAAAUGUAACUUUGGGAAAUCUCAAACCCAGGUACAAGACAAGCCUCACUUCAAGCAGGAAGACAUGGUUUCUUAACCAAAGAGCUUGGAACCAACACCAGAGAAUAGGAGGACCUUUGGGAGCCAUGGCAGAAGGCCCACAUCAGACACCUCAUGCCA